Molecule: messenger RNA, 2722 nt
Organism: Drosophila teissieri
Lineage: Eukaryota; Metazoa; Arthropoda; Insecta; Diptera; Drosophilidae
Product: ATP-dependent DNA helicase DDX11
Exons: 3
Coding region: 113-2692 (859 amino acids)
Biological process (GO): establishment of sister chromatid cohesion; nucleobase-containing compound metabolic process
Cellular component (GO): nucleus
Molecular function (GO): DNA helicase activity; hydrolase activity, acting on acid anhydrides, in phosphorus-containing anhydrides; DNA binding
Source: RefSeq, a predicted model, not a curated record
UGUUCUGUUUUUUGUGCUUCCUCUUCUUGGCGCGUCGUUUUGUCUUGGCAUUUUACCAUUUCUGCCUCGUUUGCCGCUGAAAUGUGAAAUAAUCGAAUCAGACAGCUUGCAAAUGGCCCAGUAUACGCCCAGCCAGCGGCUGGCCACGCCCACCGCCCAGGAGUUUGGGUUUCCCUAUCCACCGUACGCAAUCCAGGAGCAGCUGAUGCAGGAGCUCUUCCAGGUGCUCGAGAGGGGUCAGGUGGGCAUAUUCGAGAGUCCAACGGGAACGGGAAAGUCCCUGACGCUCACCUGCGGCGCACUCACCUGGCUGGCCAGGCACGAGGAGCUGGUGCGCACGGAAAUGCUGGCAAGGAUUCGCCGCGUGGAGCAGGAGUUGGCCAAACUGAAGGAGGAGAGCGAGCAGUCGAGCGACUGGCUGGAGAGCCAGGGAAAGUCCAGAGCACAGCGGGAGGAACUCCACAGGCUGCAGCACCUGCAGGAGCUGGUGGACAAGCAAGAGCAGCAGCUGGCGCAAAUCAAGAAAGGGGCCACAAAGCAUAGGAAGCAAGGAAGGGCGCAGCCAGGCAAGCUCGGGGAACAGGAGAAGGACCCGGAGUUGAGCUCCGACUCGGACUCAGAUCACGAAACCGAAGAUGGCCCACAGGAAACGGCCGAAGACCGCUAUCGUCCUGUGCAAAUAUUCUUUUGCAGCCGCACCCACUCGCAGUUGGCACAAAUUGUGGCGGAGCUGCGGAAAACACCGCAUGGCCAGUCGGUGAGGUGCAUUUCCCUAGGCUCUCGACAGCAAUUGUGCGGGAAUCCCCAAGUGCGCAGGCUGAAGCAUGUGGGCCUGAUGAACGAGCGAUGCCUGGAUAUGGCUACCAAGAAAUCCCGCCCCAAUCCCAGCAAGAAAAGUCGGCUAAGUGCAGAGGCCAACAGUAGAUGCCCGUUUAAGGCGGCUCCUCUGGUGGAGUCCCUCAGGGAUUUGGCCCUGAGUGAGCCGUUGGACAUUGAGGAGCUGGCCAAUGAGGGAGCUGCCUGCGGAGGCUGCUCGUAUUACGCCUCGCGAUCCGCUGUAGAGCACGCCCAACUUGUACUGCUGCCGUAUCAACUGCUGCUGCAGAAGUCCGCCCGCAACCAGCUGGGCAUCAGUCUCAAGGGCUCCAUCGUAAUAGUCGACGAGGCUCACAACUUAUUGGACAGCGUGGCCCAGCUGCACGGCUCUGAAAUCAACCGCCAGCAGCUGGAGAGGGCCAAGGUGCAGAUCACCGGCUAUAAGGAGCACUUCCAGAAACGUUUCAGCACCAAGAAUCUCCUAAAAAUCAACCAAAUCAUCUUCAUAGUUCGCCGAUUGCUUAAAAUUCUAGAUCGCGGCAAGGAAACCCAGGCCAACAGCUGCAGCAUGAUGCGCACCUAUGACCUAACCGCCGAAGGUGACUUCUUCAACAUUGAUCUGUGUGAGCUGCUGGACUUUUGCGCCCGCUCUCGUUUCGCGCGGAAAGUACAGGGACAUGCGGACAGAAUGGAGAGGGAACCACGACCCAGUGAGAAUCAACCACCUGUGUCCACGGCGAGGAGUCUGAUCCUCCAGAGAUUGGCCAGCGAGCAAAAGCAGAAAGAGAAACCCAAGCCGGCCAAGAGGAAAGCGGACGACAGCGAGGAUAAAGCGGAGGAGUUUCAGGAACAGCAGAAGCCACCAAAGAAGCCGGUCCAGGAAGUAACUCCCUCGCCUAUAAGACCGUUGCUGGCAUUUCUGGAAACCCUCACCAGCAAUGCUGAGGAUGGCAGGAUUUUACUGGAUCCUGUGGGCGGAACCUUGAAGUACAUACUGCUCGAUCCUGCCGAGCAAUUCGCCGACAUCGUCGCAGAAGCCAGAGCGAUUGUAAUUGCUGGUGGAACCAUGCAGCCCACCCAGGAGCUGAAGGAGCAGCUGUUCACCAGCUGCCAGGACCGAUUGGUCGAGCGUUUCUACAACCACGUAGUUGAGGAUGAUGCGGUCUUGCCCUUCGUGAUAUCCAAUGGCCCAAGCGGUGCUCCACUGUCCUUCCAGUUUGCGCAUAGAGCUAGUGCCGAAAUGCUCCAGGAGCUCUCAAUGCUUCUUCGAAAUCUGUGCCAUGUGGUGCCGGGUGGAGUGGUUUGCUUCCUGCCGUCCUACGAGUAUUUGGACAAGGUCUACAAGUACCUGGAGCAGUCCGGAACCCUCGAGACGAUUCGGAGCAGGAAAAGCGUGUUUCGUGAAGUCUCCGGAUCGGCCGAGCAGCUCUUGGACAACUAUGCGCUGGCUAUCAAGAAACCCGCUUCGGGAGGAGCCCUGCUCUUGAGUGUCGUGGGGGGAAAGCUCUCCGAGGGCCUGAACUUCGCCGACGAUCUUGGCAGGGCAGUGCUCGUAGUGGGUCUGCCGUACUCCAACCGCCAGUCGCCGGAGCUGCGGCAGCGAAUGCAGCACCUGGAUGAGAAACUGGGACCCGGUGCGGGCAACGAAUACUACGAUAAUCUCUGCUUGAAGGCGGUCAACCAGUGUAUAGGACGGGCAGUCCGCCACAUCAAGGACUACGCCUGCGUGUAUUUGCUGGACAAACGGUUUGCGGAUCCCAAGAUACGCGGCAAACUGCCGAAAUGGAUUUCCCGCCACAUUGUGGAGUCGAACUCGGCGAAUGGCGGCUUUGGAGCAGUUCAAGCGCGCACUGCCAGGUUUUUCAAGAGCAGAUAAAUUAUACACCUUAUUCCAUAAGGUCUUUAA